AGAUUAGAUGUGACACUGACUUAGGUAUGUGAGAAGGUGGAGAUCCAUAUAUGUUACACGUGUGCCUGGUUAUCAUUACCUUCUUUGCCUUCAACUCCGCGAACUACUACAUAGAUGAGGGUUGCUGUCAGAUGUUUAUCGAGGAGCCCAACUGUGUUGACCAGUGCAUGAGAGUCAUAGCCAAUGAGAGCAUCACUGAGUUCACACGUGAUCUAUUCUCCUGUGCACCAGUCAGGGCACAGCAGAAGAUGAUUCGCUGUGCGACACGUAGCAACUACGGGCUGCCCAUCGACCGGGCGGUGUGCUGCGACAAGACGACAGAUACGCAGUGUCGCGAUGCGUGCGAGCUUUACUCCCCUCUUAACGACUUCAACGACAAGUGCAACCGAAGCAGUGAGUUCGAGAUAUACGACUGUGUAGACGAGUAUAUCCAGAUAAAAAAAUGUUGCUACUCGUCUCCAGUGGACAUGUCGUGUGCAGUCGCCUGUAACAAGGCCAUAUCAGAAGGCCCGACUCUGGGCGACUGGGUCACUGUUAGACUGACAUGUGACGAACCCUUCCCCGAGGUCAAAGAAUGUAUGACCCAGUACACAGGGCAUAGCAAUACGAGUCGUUUUGAUUGCUGUAAUCUCUCUGACAACGAGCAAUGCAGAUACACGUGCGAUAAGGGUAUGAAGGGAGACUACACGCAAAACGAGCUGUUACUAGCACUGUUAGAUGCAUGUGGAGACCCCAUACAGGAUAAAACCUGGCUAUGCCUUAUGUCGGACGACAGUGCUAAAGUAGCGCCACUUGGCGACCUCACCGCCAUACAGUGCUGCAGAAAGGCAGACUCAAAGUACUGCGAGAACCUGUGUCUAGGUUUAUACAAAGACUGGUUAAACAGCGAACUGUGGGACAAGUUUAGCUCUUCUUGUCGCUAUAAGCCGAGUGAGAAAAAGAUGGCGAACUGUAUCCUCGACAUAUCGGAACCUUGUACACUGGGGUGUGACCACCUGACAUUUUGUGAGAAUCUAAACAACAGACCCCUGGACCUGUUUCGUACUUGCACUGCAAAGUAUGACGAAGGCGCAGAGAAAGAUUACAACUUGUGGAUUAAUAGAGGCUGGAUUGAAACCCCGCUGAUAAACAUAACCGUCCUCAAUAUCACUACCUGUAAACCUGACAUCUGGAAGGGCAUAGCGUGCGUGUUGCAGACCCAGCCCUGUCACGCCAAGUCUCACAGUAACAGUAUUUGUAACAGUGUCUGUGUAGACCUCCUAACUACUUGUCUCGAUAGAGCCAGGUCCCACCGCACGGUGGAGGAGAUAUGUGCUUUAUUGGCACCCAUCAAGAACCCCAACGAGGACCCCUGUAUCGACCUUGACCAUUAUCUAACGCCAGGAAUCCCUGACCACCAGGGCAAAGUAACCCACCCCUGCCAGCCCAGCCCAUGCUCAACCACUCAACAAUGUGUCCUGAACAGGAACUGUGCGAGUGGCGACAUGUACUGUGUACCCUACAUCUGUCAGGACAGUUGUAGUAUUGGUGCUACCAGAGACUACCAAGUGGAGGUUGGGAGUUGGGUUAGGAUUCCAGUCGUGGAGGACUCUGAUUGUUACAAGGUUUGCACGUGCGACGAAAAAAGAAAACUGUCGAGCUGCCAGGAGUUACAAUGUCCAGGAUCCACAGACUGCAAGAUUGGGAACCAGUACUACGAGCACAUGUCACAGUUCAUGUACGAGUGUAACAUGUGCGUGUGUUACAGUGGCCUUGUAACCUGCACCAAAGACAACUGUGACAACGGCAACGCUGUGGAGACCUCGGUUGCGCGGUUACCAGGCGGUUGUAAAGCCUAUUAUUCUCCUGUUUGUGGCCUCAAUGGAGCGAGUUAUCUCAAUCCUUGCAUUGCCAGACAAUUCAACAUGAAGGAGUCCCAGCUGCACUACCAAGCAUGCAGCAGUGUGGACGUGUGUAUCAACUCACAAUGUCCAGAGAACCAGGUCUGUCGACCUAAACGACAAACCUGUCUCGAUCUCAGGAUCCGGUGCGAGCAACACGAGUGUGAGUCCCCGACCAUCAACUGCGAGGGAGAGAACUUGGAACCGGUGUGUGACACCACCAAUGUGCAGCACGCUCACAUGUGCUCUCUCGUCCAACAAGGCCGGGUACUGGCUCAUAGAGGGUACUGUUUGGGAAGCUGUAACGCUACAACUGGCACUGUGUGUGGGGCUAAUGGGCGAAACUACGCAAGUUCCUGUACAGCUGAGAGCGACUUUAUGAUAGUGGACUAUGUGGGAGAGUGUAAACCUCCUACUGAUGGAGACUUGGCUAAGGGACGGUCCUGCUCAUCAGAAGUGAUAUGUCCCGAACUUCCUAAGAUAUGUGUCGCUAACUACGUCUCAGGAAUGUGCUGUCCAGUCUGUGGAGCAGUAGUGUCUCUGUUACCGAGUCAAGUGUUAGUAGCUAUUAAUGAGAUGUACCUAUCUCCUGAAAAGCUGACUGUAUCACUUCUCUGUAGGAAACUUAACGGACUUCUCAGUCUGUCGGAGUGCCUGGUGCAGUGUAAUCUGGGACUAUACGGUAACGUUGUAGCGCUCGUCUACACCACCAUCCCCAAACCCUCCUGGGUCCAGAUUGAAGCGUGUAACAACGAAGCAAUCCGCCUGGAGACGAUGAUCACCAUCAAACACCCCCGAAUCAAUGCUGACCUAGUACUGAGCACAGUGCUGGGUGCUAAAACCACCACCGCUAAUAUAACCGGGUCUAAGAACAGUGCUUCCCGGCCUUAUUAUCGCGUGAACCAACACUUAUUUAUUGUUUUUAUCUCCGUAAUUUAUUCGUGUUUUAUAUGCAGACUAACCUCGUUAUGAAACCUCCUAUUUUUUUUUCAUUUAGCUUGAUAAUGCUACUAAAUGCAUAAUAAGUGAGUGAGCUCUUGUAUUAUGAUGAUGAUGCCCGCUGAUGUGUAACUGUCUACGUGUUUUGAUAUUAUAUAUAUUUGAAUUUAUCUUUAGUUUUUUAAUCUUACAGGGAAGCUUUUAUUUUUCUAAUGUUGAGACCCGCCGUGAUUUAUGAUCCUGUAUACAGUUAUUACUAUGUACCCUGUAUACUAUACACUUUUCAUGUACCUAUCAGUUUUCGUGCUAAAAGUAAAUAGCGUGAGAUGAUGAGAGAUGUUUGAUAAAUAGAGAGGUUUGGUAAAUAGAGAGAGGUUUGGUAAAUAGAGAGAGAUUUGGUAAAUAGAGAGAGGUUUGGUAAAUAGAGAGAGAUUUGGUAAAUAGAGAUAGAUUUGGUAAAUAGAGAGAGGUUUGGUAAAUAGAGAGAGGUUUGGUAAAUAGAGAGAGAUUUGGUAAAUUGAGAGAGGUUUAAUAAAUAGAGAGAGAUUUGGUAAAUAGAGAGAGGUUUGGUAAAUAGAGAGAUUUGGUAAAUAGAGAGAGGUUUGGUAAAUAGAGAGAGAUUUGGUAAAUAGAGAGAGGUUUAAUAAAUAGAGAGAGGUUUAAUAAAUAGAGAGAGAUUUGGUAAAUAGAGAGAGGUUUGGUAAAUAGAGAGAGAUUUGGUAAAUAGAGAGAGAUUUGGUAAAUAGAGAGAGGUUUAAUAAAUAGAGAGAGAUUUGGUAAAUAGAGAGAGGUUUGGUAAAUAGAGAGAGGUUUGGUAAAUAGAGAGAGGUUUGGUAAAUAGAGAGAGGUUUGGUAAAUGGAGAGAGGUUUGAUAAAUAUAGAGAGGGUUGAUUUGCUAAACGAUAAAUAACAAGAGUUACUAUGUGGUGUGCCUGUUCUCAAAGCAAUAGAACACGUUUGUUCCGCACGUGGCAGUUCUCAGCCAAUCAAAUACAAGGAUUGCUGUCAUGAAGCAGCUUUCUGCCAAUCAAAUACAAGGAUUGCUGUCACGUGUUCAAAUUAACGUGUUCCUCCAUUCUAUUUCUCCAAACUGGGUUAACAAUAUUUACUGGUAUUUUCAUUGACUGUUUUAAAAAUUGAAAAUUAGGCACUGCAGUUUAUUUUGGUGGAACUAGAAACUUGUCAACUGAUUUUAGGUGUAUGUUCCAGUCUGAGAAAAAAAUAGUACAAGAGUAUUUAUAAUUAUAAAAAUGGGUAAAUAAUUAUGCAAUAUAUUGUGCAGAGUCCGAAUAUUAUUAUUAUUUUAUUAAAAGAACCAUAAAAUGUAAAAUAAUUUUAUUUCUGAAGAUCUUCUGACGUCACUGCCCCUUAAUUCGAUGGUAUUGGUUAUCCUCACGUGCGUUUAUUAGUUCAUUCAAUUAUUAGUAUACGUAUGAUUUGGAAAUAUUUGUCGACCAUGAUUAAACGCUUUAAUAUGAAUCUUAGAGAAGGGAACCAAUUUGAAAAGUAACAGGAAUAUGAAAUUGAGAGACCAAACGCUCACGAUUUGAAGUGAUUUUCGGUUUCAUGUGUGUUUCACGUUUAGUAAAUUAUUUCUGGCUUUAUGUUUCAGUUUUGCAUUAGAUUCGAACUGAUCGAUGAAUAAAACUUGGUAUUAGAUACCCUGUACAGCCUAUAAAGAUGUACCUUACAGUUCAUAUUGUGUACAAUUGCGAAGCUGACGACUAUAAGUAUAAUAAAUGAUGUUAUACUCAGGGAGGCGGGGCACCCUUACUGUAGUAAUGUAAUACUGUCACGUGUCAAAACUACAUAUGCAGUAAAACUAGAAUUCUGUGAAUGUGAUUAAACGAUUUGUUAAUAUUUCGGGCCCUCCGAUUUCACGAUUACAUGACUUCUAUUUUAUCAAUGUACCGAUAUAAUGUAAACUUACCGUGGGUCCUCAACAUCAAAAUUGGCGCGGCUCUAAAUUAACACAUAAGUUCAAUGUCGUUCAGAGCCGCACCAAUCUAGAGACCCGCCAAUUUUGAUGUGAACGACUUACGGUUACCGUGUCCUGCCUUAUCGAAUAUAUAUACAUUGUUUGAAUAACUAAACUGUAUCCUUCUCAUGAAGAUAUCUACAUUGUUUGAAUAACUAAGCUGUAUCCUUCUCAUGUGUUUGAUGUGCUUUGUCCCAACUUUUAAAUCUCAUUUUAGUAC
Messenger RNA from Bolinopsis microptera, 5017 nucleotides. RefSeq names its product reversion-inducing cysteine-rich protein with Kazal motifs-like. Bases 51 to 2852 code for a protein of 933 amino acids. Gene Ontology annotation, cellular component: plasma membrane. NCBI's taxonomy places the organism in Eukaryota, Metazoa, Ctenophora, Tentaculata, Lobata, Bolinopsidae. Gene Ontology annotation, molecular function: protein binding; metalloendopeptidase inhibitor activity. The record is from RefSeq and is a predicted model, not a curated record. The transcript is spliced from 24 exons. Gene Ontology annotation, biological process: extracellular matrix organization.